AUGGACCAAGAUUCCAUUAUAAAUAAAGAUGCGGGCGAUCCCAAUGAACUUCAGAUUUCUUCUGAUGAAACUUUGGAUAAGAACAGGAAUAUUCUUGAUUCUGCUAAGAAAGCACUUAAUUCAGUUUCUAAAGUUUUAAGAAGAAAAAUUCCUUGUACUGGCCAUUUGAUGACCCCUAGAAGACUAUGGAUCCAAACUAUUCCAACUCAUGACUGUGAUGUUAUCAUAAUGUUUCCAAAUGGAGCUUUGGAUACAAAUUUGAUGUGGCUACUUGCAAGACUAAGAGCUAGAACCCCAGGAUUGACAGUACAUGUCAGGCAUCAUGCUUCAUCAGAUAGUUAUGGAUUUUAUAUUACAGCACCAUUUUCUGUCUUACUUAAGGCUGCUGAAGAAAUUCAUCUUCCGAAAUCAUUGAAAUCUGAACAUGGAGGUGGUAUGAAGGAAUUUGUUUUAUCAGAUGCUCAAUCAUUUACAGGGAUUGAUUCUAUAGAACAUUUUUUCACUUCACAAGAAAGACAGUAUUUAGUUUUGCAUUUGCUUCACACAUUGAGAGCGGAUUCUUGUGAUAAUAUUGCAGGACUAAAACUGAUUGAUGGUCAAGCAAUUAUUCCAAAAUGUGAAUCUGAAGGGUUAAUAUUGCAAGUAUUUCCAUUACAUAAUCUUGAGUCUUUAAGGCAAUUGCAAAAUGAAUGGGUUUGUUCAUUUCUUCGAUCUCAACCUUUGGAUAAAAUUUGUAAUUACUUUGGUGUUAAAAUUGCAAUGUAUUUUGCUUGGUUAGGGCAUUAUACUACUGCUCUAAUAGUACCAGCUGUGAUUGGACUUGCUUUUUCUGUUGGUUUUGGACGUGGUGAUCAAGCAACUGAAGAUGUGGGAUUUGUUCUAUUCUCUUUCUUCAAUGUUUUAUGGUUUAGUAUUUAUCUGGAAGCAUGGAAAAGAUAUUGUGCAGAAUUAGCCUAUAGGUGGGGUACUUUAGACCAAAGAGAUGAACUUUUAGUUGAACCCCGACCUUUAUUUUCUGGUUCUUUAGAGGUCAGUCCUGUUACAGGAAGAUUAGAAGCCACAUAUCCAGCUUGGAAGCGAUAUGUUUUCAGAUAUUUUGUUACUGUACCAGUUAUUGCUUUCUGCCUUAUCAUUGUUUUUAUUGUUAUGAUGUUGAAUUUGAAACUUCAGGACUGGUGGGACCGCCAAAUAGAAGCUAGAGGUUAUGCUUUUUGCCUUAGUUAUGUGCCAAAAAUAAUGCUGGCUGUAGGCAUUACUCUUUUAGAUGAAGCUUAUUACAAAGUAGCUUGUUGGUUAAAUGAUAAAGAAAACUACCGGCUUGAAACCAAGUAUGAGAAUCAUCUCAUCGUUAAAGUGGCUUUGUUUCAGUUUGUAAACUCAUUUUUGUCUCUGUUCUACAUCGCUUUUUAUCUUCAAGAUCAAGAAAAAUUAAAAGAGCAAUUAGCUGCUUUAUUGAUUGCCCGCCAGGUGAUUGGAAACCUUAAAGAAUCUGCACUACCGUAUUUCAUGGAACAAGUUAGACUAGCUAAAAUGAGUUUCGAAAUGUUUGGUGCUUUAAGCCCUUCUGAGGCUCAGAAUAACCCAGAGAAAUCAACAAAUGGAAAUAGAAAUAUAAGUCAGGCUGAACUUGAAAGUUCAUUGUUUAAGUAUGAUGGAACGUUUGCUGAUCAUUUGGAGAUGUUUAUUCAACUGGGAUAUGUUGUGCUCUUCUCUUCUGCAUUUCCAUUGGCUGCACUUUGUGCUUUGAUAAACAACCUUGUUGAAAUGAGAAGUGAUGCUUUCAAAUUAUGUUUUAUAUUUCAGCGGCCGUUUGGUCAGAGAGUUCCUAAUAUAGGCACAUGGCAGAAUGCAAUGGAAGUUAUGGGGUUAAUAGCAGUACUGGUGAAUUGUGCACUUAUUGGACUAUCAGGACAUGUACAUAGAAUGUUUCCUGAAAUGUCUACUACACAAACAAUCUUGCUUAUAGUCGCAUUAGAGCAUGGUAUGCUGCUUCUUCGCCUAAUUGUAAAAGUAGCAAUUCCAGAUAUUCCUGGAUGGGUUGCUACAGAAAUGGCCAAGGUGGAAUUUGCUCGAAGAGAAGCAAUGAGAAAAUUCAGCAGUACUAGUGCACCACUUCCAAGCAGUGAAAUCUUAUCAACUGGGGAAUCAAGUACAAAAGCAAUUGGAAGAUUUGUUGUGACACCCUUACCUAAUAUUGAAGAAAAGAGUUUUAAAAAAGUAUCUAAUAAUGAUAUCAAACAAAUUAAUGAUAAUGAACGUAAUGAAAGUAAUUCAGAACCAAGCUUACCACCUACUGUUCGAAAGCCUAAACUGCCUAGUAACUGGAGACAACCAUUAUCUCAUCACAUGACUGUUGGCCCUCAUGCAUCCAUUGAUUGGGUCCAUAGAUUAAAUUUUGAAAGCUCUAGAAAAACCAGUGAACCAGAUAUGGGAGGAUCUGGUUUAAUUCAUCGCAGUAUUGACUGUCUUGCUUCAAAAAUGGAAACAUCAUCAGAUUCAGAUUUGCUGAGAUCAACUACUGCUCCCUGGCAAAGAGAGAGAUUUCAGUUACCAGCAAAUCCUCUUAAAAUAAAAAGUGACGCUGUUGAAACAAAAGAGGAUGAUGCAACUGUUAAAAAACAGAAGGCUAAACAAAGUUUAAUGAAACGAGCACGUAGUGUUGCAAUCUUUUCUCUGAAGUUAAAAGAAAAACGAGCUGCUGCUGAAGCUAAAUCAAGAGAAAAGUCAAUUUCAGGAAAAACAGAACCAAUAGGACAAGCUAGUGGUGAACUCUCUUACAUUCCUAUUGAAAAGCUAAUAUCUGUUGAUGAUGUCUCAUCUACUAGACGCCGUAAAAUGACAAAUAAUUCUAGUAAUUUAUAGAUCUCCAGAAUUUAAAAUUUUGUAAUUUUAUUUUAAUAAAUAUGUUUUAUAUUGUUAUUAAUUUCAUUUUAGUAAAUUUAUAAUUUCUCUUGAAGAUUUUGGUUUGAAUAAAAAACAAAGAUAGUA
Nezara viridula (southern green stink bug) is the source of this 2988-nucleotide messenger RNA. The record is from the annotation of a GenBank genome assembly. Lineage: Eukaryota; Metazoa; Arthropoda; Insecta; Hemiptera; Pentatomidae.